Drosophila rhopaloa is the source of this 645-nucleotide messenger RNA. RefSeq lists its product as uncharacterized. The record is from RefSeq and is a predicted model, not a curated record. Bases 83 to 502 code for a protein of 139 amino acids. NCBI's taxonomy places the organism in Eukaryota, Metazoa, Arthropoda, Insecta, Diptera, Drosophilidae. The transcript is spliced from 2 exons.
CAAAGGUCGUAGCCUGGGUUAGCCCCAUAAGUUCAGUAGUGUCUGUAACACCGCCUCAGACAAACCUUUGGAAAUUUACAGGAUGGCGAAUCCCAAGUCGAGCAGCGGUAAUAAGUCAAAGGGCAAAGGUCAUCACAACCGGCAGCAGCAGUCGCAACCGCAACAGCAGCAAGUGGACUCUUCGCAGCAAUCGCAGUUGACACCAUCACCUGUGGCCGCCUCUGGAUUGGACCCGCCCACCGCCACGCCCAUGGUCUCGCGUCCUUCGGAGGACACUUUGGCCUUGGCGGCUGCCGUCGCCGCCUCGAUCCCAGCCGCCCCCCUUGCUCGACCCGUUCCCGAUCGCCGCCCCUCCACGCCGGCGGUGGUGACCCCGACCGACAACAGCUCGGCCCUGGAGACCCCCGAAAAUCUGGCCACAUCGCGAACAGCGUCAGCGGCAGCUGCUCCCUCGGAAAAUAGACGCGGCAUCUUUCAUCGUCUCUUCGGCUGGAACUCGUGAUGGAUAACCCUUCUAGAUGAAUCAAAAUCCUAAAAAAAAAUAAAAACCAAAACCACCCAAUAUGAUCUAAAUUUAACUGUACAAAAUUUUUAUUUAACCGAUAAAUAAAAAACAUGGAAUAAAGCCUUGCAGCUAUAAAACAA